This is a messenger RNA of Oncorhynchus tshawytscha (Chinook salmon), 2376 nucleotides long. RefSeq names its product somatostatin receptor type 5-like. The transcript has a single exon. The coding region runs from base 87 to 1532 and encodes 481 amino acids. Gene Ontology annotation, molecular function: somatostatin receptor activity; neuropeptide binding. The record is from RefSeq and is a predicted model, not a curated record. Gene Ontology annotation, biological process: neuropeptide signaling pathway. Gene Ontology annotation, cellular component: membrane; neuron projection. Lineage: Eukaryota; Metazoa; Chordata; Actinopteri; Salmoniformes; Salmonidae.
AUGGGUGGGAGUUGAGAGAGACAGACAGACAUCCCCCUGCUCCUCCAUCUCUCCUGCCUGGACUUCUGCUCACCGCCCCCUCAGAGAUGGCAGAGGACAUGUGGGAGAACAGAACAGUCCCCAGCCCUUACCCCCACCUCCCCCUGUCUUUGCUACUAUGCAACGACACCCUCCUCAAUGACACCCUCCUCAACGACACUCUCUUCAACUGUAUCAACUCCACCAACAUUCCAGAGAUGCCAUUAGGACCCAGUGUAGCAGGGGUCCUCAUCCCACUCAUCUACAUCAUCGUCUGUGUCAUCGGCCUUGGCGGGAACAGCCUGGUCAUCCACAUUGUGCUGCACUACUCCAAGACGGAGUCUGUGACUAACAUCUACAUCCUGAACCUUGCCAUCGCUGAUGAGCUCUUCAUGCUGGGCCUGCCCUUCCUGGCUGUCCAGAACACCCUCCAGUUUUGGCCCUUUGGCUCCUUUAUGUGCCGCCUGGUCAUGACCGUGGACUCCAUCAACCAGUUCACCUCCAUCUUCUGCCUGACCGUCAUGAGCAUUGACCGCUACUUGGCAGUGGUACAUCCCAUACGCUCCUCCAAGUGGCGGCGGCCCCAGGUGGCCAAGGUGGUCAACGGCACAGUAUGGGCCAUCUCCUUCCUGGUGGUCCUGCCUGUGGUAAUCUUCGCCAACGUCCACAAGACGGGCGGCACCUGCAAUAUCUCCUGGCCUCGGCCGGCCGACAUUUGGCGGGCGGCUUUUAUCAUCUACACGUCCACAGUGGGUUUCUUCUGCCCACUCCUCAUCAUCUGCCUCUGCUACCUGCUCAUCGUCUUCAAGAUCCGCAGCUCUGGCAAGAAGGUCCACGCCACGUCCACCAAGCGCAGGAAAUCGGAGCGCAAGGUGACGCGCAUGGUGGUGAUCGUGGUGGCCGUGUUUGUCUUCUGCUGGUUGCCCUUCUACGCCCUCAACAUCCUCAACCUGCUGGUGUCUCUGCCAUCAGAGUACCCGGGCCUCUACUACUUUGUUGUGGUAAUGGGCUACGCCAACAGCUGCGCCAACCCCAUCGUCUACGGCUUCCUGUCAGAAAACUUUAAGCGGGGCUUCCGCAAGGCCCUGUGUCGCUCCUCACGCAAAGUGGAGAGCCACGACCUGACUGAGCGCCAGCAGCAGCAGGAGGAGAGAAGGAGGGUGCUGAAGCCCCGGGAGAGCUUGAGGAGGGUCGUACGAGAUGAGGAGGAGGAAGAGGAUGAUGACGACAGGGAGGACGUCACAGAGAUGACGGAGAUCUGUAGGAUCGCCCAGAAUGGGAACGGACAUCCUGAGAGUUCCCUGGCCCUGUUAACACCCAAGGCGCCAGCUCCAGGGGCAUCUGAGCAUGUGGUAUCCCCAGAAAGGAAAGCCAAAGCUGGUGACAUUGGUGGGAAAGGCCCAAACUUGGGGCCUCCAGCAUCCCUGCAUAAUGGACACACCAAUGGGAGUGUCAAACCACUGCCAGAGGAGCCAGUGGAGAAGAACUCCUCACUGGAGAUAAGCUACCUAUAAUGUAAAAUAACUGUCUCUGAAGUCAGUUACCUGAUGGAACUUGCAUUAAUAUUUUGUGUUAUUCAAGUAAUGUCUAUUUAAAUGUACAGCGCUAUACACAUAUAGAGAAGAGAAGCACUCUGUAAGGCCAUAGCACCUUUCAUUAUUUUAAUGCUACAUUUCUGAUCAACGGGCUGAGAGUGUUUGAACUCUACAUCAAGCCAAUGGAAUUUGUGUUACAAUGACUUGAUACUGCCUGUAAAACCGUGUAUAUACUAGGUUAUUUCUGAAGACAUUUGUAUAAUUUCAAUCUGUGUUUAUAUGUUUUACCACAAGAUCACUGUAUGUACAUAAUGUCUGUGCCUUUUUCCAAACUUAUCUGACAUAUCUGAUUGUAAUUGUAUUACAUUUUUACUGCACAAUGUGACAAUCAAUUAUAUAUAGAUGAAUGUAGCGUCACAUUUAUAUCGUAGUCAUUCACCUCGCUACACCUUAGCUGGAGGAACAGAGGACAGAAGAAAAAGAAGGCACCUUGUGUAGCUUCUAUUCCAUGCCAACAGAAUGGCCCUACAUGCACAAUCAGAGGAGGAAAACAGGUGCCCUGAUUGGCAUAAAAUCAAACGGUGGUUAUAGAUUUUUGAGGGUUUAUUUUGCUUGUGUGUUGUGAGCCGUGGUUGUGUUUGUACUGCUGCUAUAUGGGGGAAGAAAAGGGCUCUGGAAAGAGUUGGCAACUUGGCAUCCGGUGACAGUGUCUCAUGUUACUGAAUAUCAAGGUGAAAUAUCUGGUGACAGUGUCUCAUGUUACUGAAUAUCAAGGUUUUAUUUAUUUUUUUUAUUUUUUUAUUUCACCUUUAUUUAACCAGGU